CAUCCAACCUUCAGCAGUUUAGAUGAAAAGAGCAGUGUUUUACAGAAGGCUCUCAGUUUAGAGUAUGCUUUAAAUAACCUCUCCAUAGAGGAUGGUAGCAAUCCACAUUCCAGGAAGAAACGUUUUCUUUCCUAUCCAAGAUAUGUAGAAGUGAUGGUCACAGCUGACACCAAAAUGGUUCAUCACCACGGGCAGAAUUUACAGCACUAUGUUCUAACGUUGAUGUCAAUAGUUGCAGGAAUCUAUAAAGAUUCAACUAUUGGAAAUCUUAUUAAUAUAGUUAUUGUAAAAUUAAUUGUAAUUCACAAUGAACAGGAAGGACCAGCUAUCACUUUUAAUGCAGCUACCACUCUGCGUAAUUUUUGCUUAUGGCAGCAAGCACAAAAUACUUUGGAUGAUACUCACCCUUCUCAUCACGAUACUGCUGUUCUCAUCACUAGGGAAGAUAUCUGCAGAGCUAGAGAGAAGUGCGAUACUCUUGGUUUAGCAGAGCUGGGUACAAUGUGUGACCCACUACGCAGUUGUUCUGUAAGUGAAGAAAAUGGGUUGAGUGCUGCUUUUACUAUAGCACAUGAGCUGGGACAUGUGUUUAAUGUGCCUCAUGAUGAUAGUUUUAAAUGUAAAGAAGCUGGAAUUAAACACCAAUAUCAUGUGAUGGCUCCAACUUUAAAUUAUCAUACAAGUCCAUGGACCUGGUCAAAAUGCAGUCAAAAAUACAUUACUGAAUUUCUUGAUACUGGUUAUGGUGAAUGCCUCCUAGACAAACCUAGUGGAGGAACAUAUGAUCUCUCCUCUCAGCUGCCUGGGUCAAUGUAUGAUGUCAACAAGCAGUGUGAGCUUACUUUUGGUAUUGGGUCACAAGUAUGCCCUUACCUGAAACAAUGCAAACGCUUAUGGUGCACAAGCACAGAAGGUGUUGACAAGGGUUGUCGUACUCAGCACAUGCCUUUGGCUGAUGGGACAGUUUGUGGUAUAGGAAUGCACUGCCGCCAUGGAAUUUGUGUGAGUAGAGAAAUGGAGCUGCGCCCUGUAGAUGGAGAAUGGGGACCAUGGGGACCUUAUAGCUCGUGCUCAAGAACUUGUGGAGGUGGAAUCAAGAGCACCACCAGGCUGUGUAAUAGACCAGAGCCAAGAAAUGAAGGAAAGUACUGUGUUGGUCGCAGGAUGAAAUUUCGGUCAUGUAAUACUGAUUCAUGUCCAAAAGGCAAAAAAGAUUUCCGGGAGCAACAGUGCUCUGAAUUUGAUGGCAAACACUUUAAUAUCAAUGGUCUUACCUCUGCUGUUCGCUGGCUUCCAAAAUACAGUGGUAUUUCUAUGAAAGAUCGCUGUAAACUUUUUUGCCGAGUUUCUGGAACAACUUCCUACUAUCAGCUGAAGGACAGAGUUGCUGAUGGUACUCCCUGUGGAGCAGAAACCAAUGACCUUUGUGUUCAAGGCUUAUGCAGGCAAGCAGGCUGUGAUCACGUUUUGAAUUCAAAGGCAAGGAGAGACAAAUGUGGAAUCUGUGGUGGUGAUAAUUCUUCAUGUAAGACUCGUGCAGGUACUUUCAACAGUGCUCAUUAUGGUUACAAUGUUGUAGUAAAUAUUCCCAAAGGAGCAACAAACAUUGAUAUUCAACAGCACAGCUACUCAGGGAAACCAGAAGAUGACAACUACCUUGCUUUAUCUGAUGCCCAUGGAAAUUUUAUCUUGAAUGGAAAUUUUGUUGUAAGCAUGUCAAAAAGAGAAAUCAAUAUACAAGGAGCCAUUUUUGAGUACAGUGGUUCAAACAAUACAAUAGAACGAAUUAACAGCACUGAUAAAGUUGAAGAAGAACUAACCUUACAGGUUUUGUGUGUAGGGAAUUUAUACAACCCUGAUGUGCGUUAUUCAUUCAAUGUCCCAAUAGAAGAUGGAAGUGAUCUGUUUACAUGGGAUCCUUAUGGACCCUGGCAAGACUGCAGCAGGAUGUGCCAAGGUAUUCGAAGAAGAAGAAUGACAUGUGUACGUAAAAGUGAUCAUGUGGUAGUGUCUGAUCAAAGAUGUGAACUUAUACCCACUGUACCAAGUAUCUUUGAGGAGUGUAAUACAGACUGUGAAUUAAGGUGGCAUAGUGUUGGCAAAAGUGACUGUACAUCGAAGUGUGGUCCAGGACAUCGAUCUGUUGAGAUCCACUGCAUGAAAUACUCUAUUGCAAGAGGACUCAGCGCUCCAGUGGAUGAUAAGUACUGUGCAGAUCAGCAGAAACCACCAGCCAGAGAGCCUUGCCAUGGUGACUGUAUGUUAAGAAGUUGGCACUACACAGAAUGGUCAGAGUGUUCCAGGAGCUGUGCAAGAGGUGUCAGAAGCAGAGAAGCUUUUUGUAUGAACAACCUGGGACGUCAUCUUCCUGAUAGAGAAUGCCAGGAACUUCCAAGAGUUGUAACAGAGAGUUGCAAUGAAUUCUUAUGUCCAAGCUGGUUGGUUACUGACUGGAGUGAGUGUCCUGUGACAUGUGGUAAAGGAAUGAAGCAUCGUCAAGUCUGGUGCCAGCUUAAUGAUGGACAACUGAGAGAUGAUUUCUGUAACCCAAAUGACAGACCAGAGUCAGUAACACCGUGUGAACUUCGUGAAUGUGCAUCUUGGCAAGUAGGGCCUUGGGGAUCAUGUGCUGUAACAUGUGGACGCGGAUACCAGGUGCGCGCAGUCAAAUGUGUUACUGGGAUGUAUCGUGUUAUUCUGCACGACGACAGGGAGUGCAGUGCUGCCACUCGUCCUAGAGACAGUCAAGAAUGUGAAUUGCCCCCUUGUCCAGAAAAUACAAAAUUAUGGACUACUUCACUUCCUCUAGUUCACGUGGGGAAGGUGACCCAAUGGAGAUAUGGAUCAUGGACCCCAUGCUCUGCAUCCUGUGGGAAGGGCGAUCGUGCUCGCUAUGUGAGCUGUAGAGAUGCUCAUGGAGAGAUAGCAGAUGAAUCUUUGUGUGCUCAUUUACCACGGCCAGCUGAAAUUUCAAGCUGCUUUAGCCCAUGUGGAGAGUGGAAAGUUGGAAAUUGGUCCCCUUGCACAGUUACGUGUGACAGUGGAACAGUAACAAGACAAGUCAUCUGUGUCAGUUAUCAUCAGCAAAUCAAUGAGAAUUACUGUGAUCCUGAAGACCAACCUCCUAAGGAACAAGAAUGUAACAUGCCACCCUGUCCACCAGUUUAUCAUCAUGUUCCAAAAAUACAUGACCAUCCAGGCCAUUUUCCAGAAAUAGGUUACCUCCCAAUACACCCUCCACAAGACAAUUUAAACCAAUGGAACCAUCCUUCUGUGGGAGGAUAUCAAUGGAGAACUGGACCCUGGGGAGCAUGCUCUAGUACUUGUGCAGGUGGAUUUCACCGCCGAGUGGUAGUAUGUCAAGAUGAGGAAGGAAGAAGUGCCAGUAACUGUGAUGAGGCAACAAAACCUUCAGAGUCGAAACACUGUGAUUCUGGACCCUGCCCACAGUGGAACUUUGGGAACUGGGGAGAAUGUACUCAGACUUGUGGAGAUGGAAUAAAGACAAGACUGGUGAUUUGCCAGCUUCCCACUGGCCAAAUGUUGGGUGAUCAAAACUGUGAAAUUCUAGACAAGCCACCUAACAUGGCACAAUGUAAUGUGCAUUCUUGCCCUGGUGAUGUUUCUUGGCAUCGGGGACCAUGGAAAUCGUGUUCUGUUUCCUGUGGAAAAGGUUUGAAGUUUCGUGAUGUGCAUUGCAUUAACAGCUUCCAAGCAAAAAUAGAAGAAGACAACUGCAAACAUUUGAAAAAACCACGAAUAUACAAAAUAUGUAGAGCUGGAAGAUGUCCUUCUUGGAAGGCCAGCAGAUGGAAAGAGUGCUCCGUAUCCUGUGGAGUGGGGACUCAGCAGAGGGACAUUUUCUGUCGGGUGCCAGGCGUGGGGCGGGUGAGCGAUGCACUGUGCAGCCGCGCCCUGCGCCCCGCCAGCGCGAGGCAGUGCCAGCAGCGCCCCUGCCCUCUGCACCGCUGGCUGGCUCGUGCAUGGGAGAAGUGCUCAGCAUCAUCUAGAAGAAAGGAAAUAUACCGGAAAGUAAAAUGUGUGAAUGAAAACCAUCUCCAAGUGGAUGAAAGCUUCUGUGAUCCUGCUACAAAGCCUCCAUCUUCCAAAACCUGCAGAGUAUCUCCCUCUAAAUAUGUUGUGCUUACAGGAGAACUGUCACAGUGCUCAGAGAGCUGUGGGCUUGGUUACCAGCAGAGGAUCCCGUACUGUGUUGCAAUCCACUCUGUCCAAAGUCAGCACAUCCAUGGCCUUCGGACUGUAGCGUACCGAGAAUGCCCAGUGGAGCCGUCCCCGUACAUUUAUAAAUGCAAUGUCAAAGGAUGUUCACAAGCAGCGAUGUGGACAGUGGGGAAGUGGACCAAAUGCUCAGCAUCUUGUGGAGUGGGGAUAAAGCAGAGAACAGUGGAGUGUAUGACUGAAAAUGGCUUAUCUAGUGACUUGUGCCUGCCACAUUUAAAACCAGAUGCCAGAAAGAUCUGCCAUGAGAAAGAAUGUGAAACUCCUACCACCUGCAAAGAUAUGCAGAUUAAAAAAGGAAUUAAAAAGGAUGGUGAAUACCUACUUAAUGUUAAGGGAAGGAUGAUAAAGAUUUAUUGCUCAGGCAUGCACUUAGAAAAUCCCAAAGAAUAUUUGACACUGGUAAAAGGUGAAGCAGAAAACUUUUCUGAAGUAUAUGGAUACAGGUACAGAAGUGGUUUUGUAAAUAUAUGAAGUGCACUUAUUCCUUCCAAAAUAAAAUAAUAAAAUAAUACUUACUUUUUUGUGAGAAGUAUGAGUAGGAUUUUUUUCCCCUUGAUUUUCUGUUUUAAAUAUC
Molecule: messenger RNA, 4816 nt
Organism: Lonchura striata (white-rumped munia)
Lineage: Eukaryota; Metazoa; Chordata; Aves; Passeriformes; Estrildidae
Gene: ADAMTS20
Product: ADAM metallopeptidase with thrombospondin type 1 motif 20
Biological process (GO): extracellular matrix organization; proteolysis
Cellular component (GO): extracellular matrix
Molecular function (GO): metalloendopeptidase activity; zinc ion binding
Source: RefSeq, a predicted model, not a curated record